This is a messenger RNA of Lolium perenne, 1309 nucleotides long. RefSeq names its product desiccation-related protein PCC13-62. The record is from RefSeq and is a predicted model, not a curated record. Lineage: Eukaryota; Viridiplantae; Streptophyta; Magnoliopsida; Poales; Poaceae.
CGGGGACGAGAGCACAUCAGCACACACACACAAGUCAAGACUCUCAAGUCACCAAUCGAAGCCUCCAGCCGCGGAUCAGAUCAGUGAUCCUACUAUCGUGGCGUGUGCAAACUAGCUCCAGCUCCGCCACCGCAACUCUCUCGUGACCAUACCGCAAUCCGUAAGCAGGUAGGUGCUGCCAUGGCUGCUGCGCCGGCCACCUUCGUCGUCGUCGUCCUGGUGACGGUUGCUCUGUGCGGCGGCGUGGGCCGCGCGCAGGACAUGGACAACGAGUGGGCGCGGUACCGCGGCUUCUUCGGCGGCGGCGGCACGCUGCUGCCGCAGUCGGACGUCGACCUGCUGGAGUUCCCGCUGAACCUCGAGUACCUGGAAACGGAGUUCUUCUGCUGGUCCGCGCUGGGCUACGGCCUCGACGGCAUCGACGUCAACCUCACCGGAGGCGGGCCGGCCCCCAUCGGCGGCCAGACCGCCGCCCUCACACCCUUCGUCCGCGACGUCGCCACCCAGUUCUGCUACCAAGAAGUCGGCCACCUCAAGGCGAUCAAGCAGAACGUGCGGGGAUUCCCCAGGCCGCUGCUGGACAUCAGCGCGGCCAACUUCGGCAAGAUCGUGGAGCAGGCGAUGAACAUGACGCUGGACCCGCCCUUCAACCCAUACGAGAACAGCCUCAAUUUCCUCAUCGCCUCCUACAUCAUCCCCUACGUCGGCCUCACCGGCUAUGUCGGAGCAAACCCCAAGCUCCUCACGCCUCAGGCCAGAAGGCUUGUGGCGGGGCUGCUGGGCGUGGAGUCGGCCCAGGACGCGGUGAUCCGGGCGCUGCUGUACGAGCGCGGGCUGUCGCGAGUGGCGAGCUACGGCGUCGGGGUCGCGGAGGUGACGGCGCACAUCUCCGAGCUGAGGAACCAGCUGGGCAGCAGGGGAAUCAAAGACGAAGGUCUCGUCGUGGCGCCCGGGCAGGGGCCCGAGGGGCAGACCGUCGGAAACAUCAUCGCCGGCGACCAGUUCUCGCUGGCCUACGACCGCACGCCAGAGGAGAUCCUCAGCAUCGUCUACGGCACGGGGAACCCUGCCCAGGCCGGUGGCUUCUUCCCCCAGGGCGCCGACGGCCGCAUCGCCAAAGGGUUGCUCAUGUAGUGUAGUCCAUCAUAUCAUCCCAGGCUCGACAUGGAUACAUCAGGGUUGUUGUUCUCGCAAGCUGUAGACUAUACAUCGAUCAUACAUGUGUGUGUUGUCCUUCUGCAUGAAAUUGGAUAUGUACAUGCAUGAUGGAUGCUAAUAAUCAAUAAAAGGAUUUGUGCAAGGCAAAAAA